Molecule: messenger RNA, 2648 nt
Organism: Ctenopharyngodon idella (grass carp)
Lineage: Eukaryota; Metazoa; Chordata; Actinopteri; Cypriniformes; Xenocyprididae
Gene: rgs14a
Product: regulator of G protein signaling 14a
Exons: 14
Coding region: 74-1702 (542 amino acids)
Biological process (GO): signal transduction
Molecular function (GO): GTPase activator activity
Source: RefSeq, a predicted model, not a curated record
GUUGAGGCGCGUCGAACGCGUGUUGCGCUGGUAAAACACUCAGUCUCUAGUAUUCUCGGCUGCAGGUAUUAUUAUGGUGGCGAUAAGAAAUCUAAGCCAAAGCUUCUGUCGGCUGGCCAGAGGAGCAUCUUUACAGAUAAAGUUCAGCAAGAGUCGCGUUCUCAAGAUGCGCUCGAGCGAGUAUCCGACCCAGGCAGUUUCUGAUGGCGAACUAAACCUCAAGUUAUCCAGCUGUGGCAGCAGCUCCAGCCUAUCAGAGAGCUCGAGCAGGUCAGGUGGUGGUCAGGGCUCUGAUGGUCCAGCCAGUCGGGUGGUCAGCUGGGCGGUGUGUUUCGAACGGCUGCUUGAAGACCAUGUUGGUGUGCGAUACUUUACUGAGUUUCUCAAAUCAGAGGUGAGUGCCGAGAAUAUCCUGUUCUACCAAGCCUGUGAAAAGUUCAAGAAAAUCCCACCUACGAGACUGGAAGAGCUGAAGAAAGAGGCACGCUCCAUCUACGACAAUUUUCUUUCUGAAAGCUCUCUGCAUGCGGUUAAUAUUGACGAUACGGCCCAGAUGGAAGAGAGCGCCUUGAAGACGCCUACACCCGACAUGUUCAAUAAAGCACAGGCACAGAUCUUCAAACUAAUGAAAAUGGACAGCUACACGAGGUUUGUUCGCUCUCAGCUGUACCAGAACUGCAUGCUGUCUUGUGUGGAGGGUCGUCCUCUUCCCAGCAUUGGAACCCCGGAGCCCAAAAGCAAAAUGUCCAAAAAGAGUGCAACGCCACCUAGUAACAGAAAGAGCGUUGAAUUGAAAGUGCCCUCAUCAGACAGCAAGACCAACAGGAAGAAGAGGUUAGAGAAGAGAGGCUCAUGGGGAGCUGACCAGUCGUACCAGCAUGUGACGGUGUCUCGGAAAGAGUCUCAGAUCUCGGUGAAGUCUAAUAGCAGCUUGGAGUUGGUCUCUGGAUUCGGUCGAGCUGAGAAUGGACGCUGCAGUGUGAACGUCUCUGAUCCAGAGGCCUUGAGUUGUGGUUCUCCUACAGCAGAUAAGUACUGUUGCGUCUAUUUGCCGGACGGGACCGCCAGCUUGGCCCCUGCCAGACCGGGCCUGACCCUCAGAGACAUGCUCAGCAGCCUGUGUGAGAAGAGAGGCUUUCCUCUGAAAGACGUCCUCAUUUACCUGCACGGCAAAGAUAAGCCUCUUUCUCUGGAUCAGGACAGCUCUGUGUGUGGAGAUCAGCAGCUCACUUUGGAACUCAAAGUUACUUUUGCGCUGGAGGUUGUGUUUUUAGGAAGAACGGUCGGAAUCAUCGCAAAGUCGAGCAAGAAUUUGGGCGAUGCGAUUUCCACCGUCCUGCAGAAACACCAGCUGCGACCACAGGAUGUGCAGGUUACUAUGAGUGGCUCAGAUGAACCUCUAAACCUGAGCACCAAUGUGUUUCGUCUAUCGAACAAAACAAUGCGUUUGGACAAAGUUAAAGUUGGUUUGGAGACUCAAGCCUCUUCACCAACACCCAAAGCAAAUCCCAGACCCAGAAAACACCAGGAGAUGGACGUUCUCGUCGAGCUGCUGACCCGCGCCCAGUGCAGCCGAGUGGAUGACCAGCGCGGUUUACUCACCAAAGAGCACCUGGAGUUGCCGCAGUUCCUGCAGCUGCCAGCAGGGAACGGAGAGCAGAAUUCCUGCAACCACACACAGGAAGAAGACUGUGCCCUUUGACCUGAGAACCCGUCCAGUGACCUGAGACCUCGAGCACUAUUCAAGCAGCUUAAAAGACUCAAAGCAGUUAGUUGUGUGGAGAAGUGAAACUCUCCUGUGUGUGUGAGCGAGUUGAGUUUUCUUAACCUGUGAGUGAAUGAUUUGUGUAUAUUUUGUAUAUUACAGACACUGCCAUAUAUAGAGCUCUUAGAAACGCCGCCCAUCAAAUAAUGCAGAAUUAUGGGGAGUUGUAAAAAAAGAUCAUACUACAUUUGCCUAAAAAAUGUAUAUUUAUUUUCAUAUCAGAUUGUAUUGUGUGCACCAUUAAAUGUGCUCUUUUUAUAUUUAUUAGAACGUAUUUGGUAUGGGAGCACAUUAGCGUGACUUUACAUUCAGUGUUGUGUUCACAAUGAGUUUGUCUGAUUAAAACGGUUUUGUGUGAGCUGGUGUGGGGGAAGUUGCACUGUUUGACAUGAGAACUUUUUGCACAAUUUUUUUUUUUUUUUUUGGUUUGUGUGGUGAGGCAAUCUGAUAUGUAAUGAGGCUAGCAAAGUCAUAUUCAGAAUAGUUUAAAAAUAUAAAAUUUACUGUCUUUUGCGCUUCGUGUAAUGUCAUACCAAAACUGUGACACUUUUUUUUCAUGUAGUUUAUUUAAAUUCUGUUAGUGUAUUAUUUGGUUAGUGCUGCUCUCUUCUGUAAAAUGAAAGCAGAUGUUGGACAAAAAGCUAUAAAAUUAGUCCGUACAACGUAUAUUCAAGGUCGUCUAAAGUCAUAUGAAUGUAUUUGUGGUAUGAGAAAAUGGCAGAUAAAACGUCUCCUUUCAUCCUCCUCCAGAAGUUAUACAGGUUUAGAUCAGCGUGAGGGUGAGUAAAUGAUCAUUACGUUUCUUUAAAUGCAUCUCUGCUGUGGUUUUUAAGUCAUGUACAGUCAGUUGAACUAUAGUAAUGAAGGUUUUUGUCUUUUGCCA